Messenger RNA from Gamsiella multidivaricata, 2405 nucleotides. RefSeq lists its product as uncharacterized. The coding region runs from base 455 to 2008 and encodes 517 amino acids. The record is from RefSeq and is a predicted model, not a curated record. The transcript has a single exon. NCBI's taxonomy places the organism in Eukaryota, Fungi, Mortierellomycota, Mortierellomycetes, Mortierellales, Mortierellaceae.
AAAAUUAGCCGUUCUUGGCUCUAGUCUUUCUCUCCCCCUCCCUCUCCUUUUUUCCCAGCCGCUUCCUCCGCACACUUACUCCGCAUCCUCCCAUUCAUCAUCCGCCAUCCUCUUACUCUCUCGCCUCCUUGCCAGGGCACAGCAUCCUCAUUCAUUCAUCCCUGGCUUUCUUUAUUUUUUAUUUUUAUUUUUUCCAUCGCACCAUCUCUAUCACUUCGCACUGCACACCUUCCCAGCACCUCAUAAUCCUUGUUGCUCUCUUGAUUAUCCUGCUGGCAUCCCUCACCUUCUCUUUCAUCCUCCCCUUUGCAUUUGAUUCCAAAGAUCCGUGGGCGAGCCAUCGUUCGAUUCCGCACCCUCCUCCUCUCUCCCUCUUUUUGACACUCAAAGGAUCCCCGAAAAUAAUCCUCGAUCAAACAGCCACGACUUCGAAUCGAUCUCUGAAUCAUCCGCCAUGAUCCCCUCGUCUGGUCUGCAGCAGCUGCUCCACCACUCCGGCACAGCCUCGCUCGCUCCCGACGCAUUUGACCCCUGGAUCUACUCCCUCUUCGCCUCUUCUUCAGACGCAAUCAUCGCCUGCGACCUCAAUGGCAUAGUCUGCGCGUGGAAUCAGGGGGCACAUCAUAUCUUUGGCAUUCCCUCGAAGCAGUCGCUCGGCAAGGAUUUAAACCAACUCUUGCUCAGCACAACUUCAUUAUCCAAAAGUAGCUGCUCAACAGCAGCAACAUUAUCUUCAGUAGCACCAGUAGCACCAGCAGCAUCAGCUGCAUUGGCACCACCGCCAUUAUCAUCAUCGUCAGCGCCCUCAGAGCCUGAACUAUACCCCUGCACUCUGGAGCAGCUACGAGCCUUGAAAGGAGCAUCCAUCAAGCGGAUCGUCAGCAGAAACGUGAAAGAUCGGACGCAGCACACUUUUUUAGAGUCCAUAUCGCCAGUGUACCAUCAACAGCAGCAACAGGCAACAGAAGCAAGUGAAUGUGACAGUGGAUCUCAUAGCCAUGGUACCAAUGGUAUCAGCAGUGGCAAUAGAAAUGGCACCCAUGUCGUACCCAACGGUUGCGAUUACAGCCACAACUACAGCCAUUUCAAGACAUGGAUAGGGACAGGGACAGGAACUGAGACAACGAGUCCCGCACUGGCUGGAUACUCCGUCAUCCUCACCGAUCUGUCCACACUGCCAAACUCCCCUGUCUCGGCCGUCUACUCUCCGCAGCUGCAGUCAUCGUCAUCGUCAUUAUCUCCGCCACCACGACCUCCUCCUCCACCAGUACCGCUACCACCAACGCCGACUUCCUUUAGCACCCUUUUUUCUGAUGCUACACCAGAAACGGUGCCGCCAACUCUACCCGCAACCACAGGGCCUGCAAUCGACUCCAUAGUAUCGACCACAGUCACUGCUAAGGAUACUUCGACAAUGACAGCUUCAAUUGCCAAAUAUACCACAUCCGUAUCCACACCAUCAUCUGCAGCACUCAGCACGACAGCGGUUUGCCUCUCGCCUGCAGCGGAGGAGGACAAACAGGAAGAGUCCUCCUUCAGGUUCCCAGCCAUCAGCAUUCGCCCAACAACCUCUCGUGAGUAUUCAACUGACUCGGGCUUUGACGAGCGAUCAAUUGCAUCUAAAUCAUCAACGACGGCCGCUUCCCUCAGUUCUAUGGGGGUCGUCAGCACACCGCCACUACCUCCUACUUCAGUGACUGGUGAGCGUCCAAAAGCUGUGCGCAUUCCAGUGGUACAGCUUUCUCCGUUGGAUCCUGUCCCUGGCCCUGGCCCAGGUAAGCUUUCUGGUUCAAAUUUAAGCGCAUUUUUUGCUACGAUUACACAGUACCGCACUAUUCCCAUUUUGAGGUAUUGCUGCUCCGCCAAUGUCCAAUACUGUUUGCAUUGCCCAUCGAACGCCUCUUCCUCUUCCCUGUUCUCUCCUUUUCCAUCUCGCAGAAUUUUGAGCCCAGUAUAUUUUGAUCUUGCGAGGGUCAUGGUAGAGAAUAAGAUUGGCGCCCCGAGAUAAUUUUUUCGCUAUAUGACCAUGGAGCACCGAGUUCAUUCAAACAUGGCCGCAUUGAAUCGCUCCAAGGGCUAUCUUCCUCUUUUUAUUUUGUUGCACCCAGGAAUAUCAGCCCUCGAUAAUUGUUCGCCAUCAAGCAGCAUGGAUGCUGAUGAUGUGGAUAUUGGGAUGAAUUUUAUUUAUAAUGGGAACAGGACGGCACAAAUGCAGAUCAGGUCAACCGCCCAUGCACCCUAGUGCGUGUACCUCCGCUGUAAUGGACGAUAAAGUGCCCUUUACUUGCUCCCUUAACUCUCUUUUACUUCGCCCUACCUUCUCCAAAGUUAUUUUUUUUUUAUUUUUUUUUUUAGUCCUAUUAUUUUGAUGUGUGAUGAAGGACACCAAAACGCGUUGUUUUCGG